AUGCCGCCAAAACGAAGACGUUCAUAUUUGUCAAAUGCCGACAAAUAUGACAUCAUUAAGAUGAAAGACAGAGGAGUGCAUCGAAAAAUCAUAUUAAAAAAGUACGGUAUUUCACUAUCCUGCUUGAGCCAUAUGAGUGCUAAAAGGGAAGAGAUUAUAAGACAAUACGAGAUCAGUAGAGUGACUCGUACAUGUACUUCAAAAAGUAUAUCAUGCCGAGAUAUAAGCGAUUUAGAAGAAAUUGUUUACCAUUGGUUCAUACAAUGUAGGACACAUGACAUAAAAAUAACAGGAGCAGAUGUGCGUCACAAAGCUCAAGAAAUUAAUAAAAAAUUAAACUUACAUCCUCAUUUUAAAGGCAAUAAAGAUUGGGUGCGCAUCUUUCGAGAACGUCACUGUAUUACUGAAGAGGAUAUCCAACGAGAUUUUCCAACCACAACUCAAGCUGGAACGAAAGCCUUCAAAGAUAUGGUUAAAGAAUGUCUGGACAAAGGGCAGUGGACAUUGGAGAACGUUUACAAUGUCAUUUACACACCAAUAAUGUGGAAAUUAGUACCAGAAAAAACUGAGAUUUUUCAACGUGCGAAAUCGACAGGGAACGAACAAAUGAUCGAAGAUCACGUUAUUGCUCUUCUUUGUGUAAAUGCUACCGGAUGUCACAAGUUGCCGAUACUAAUAAUCGGAACCGAAAAAGAAAAUCACAAAUUAUACAAUUUCAAAACGAAUAUCUUCUCAACUAUCUACAAAUCAAAAUCUAAUCCUUGUAUGGACAGUACAAUUUUUGAUCAAUGGUUCGAAGAUCAUUUCUUAACAUCAGUUAGAGAAAAACAAAACAGAGGAGAGAGGCAGAAAACGGUCUUGCUACUAGAUAAUGCUAGGUCGCUUCACGAUCUCAAGAAUCUAAAUAAAAAAGAUAAUUUCGUUACAGUUAUAAGUAUUCCAAAUGACGUAUCACGAUUCGUACUACCGAUAAAUUGUGGAAUACUCACAUGUUUCAUACGAAAGUACCGAAAAGAAUUGGCGAAAACAUUAGAGCCGUUACCUACCUGCAAUACGGAGGAUGAAGUGAUAGACAUCCAUAAAAAUUUAAACCUGUGGGAUUGCUGCCGCAUUGUAGAUAAGGCUUGGUCAAAAGUCGACGAUAUAGUUAUAAGAAACGCAUGGGACACGCUUUUGAAGCGUAGAAACACGCAUGGUGCGGUCACAAAAGAAGAUGAACUUGACGUAUAUAAAACAUAUAAAUCGCUGCGUGAGUUACCAGGAUGCCUAUUGUGUGAUGAAACCGAUGUACAAAAAUGGUUUGAAGUUGAUAGAAUAGAUAAAAUAAUCAUGAAGAUUUAUACCGACGAAGUUAUUCGAGAUUUUCAAACCAAUACUUUGGGCGUAGGUAUUGUCGACGAUGAAGAAGCUGGGCCUUCUCAUUCAUAG
Molecule: messenger RNA, 1428 nt
Organism: Bombus pascuorum
Lineage: Eukaryota; Metazoa; Arthropoda; Insecta; Hymenoptera; Apidae
Product: jerky protein homolog-like
Exons: 1
Coding region: 1-1428 (475 amino acids)
Cellular component (GO): nucleus
Molecular function (GO): DNA binding
Source: RefSeq, a predicted model, not a curated record